Fusarium subglutinans is the source of this 642-nucleotide messenger RNA. RefSeq names its product 40S ribosomal S5 protein. The transcript has 3 exons. The record is from RefSeq and is a predicted model, not a curated record. Gene Ontology annotation, biological process: ribosomal small subunit assembly; translation. Gene Ontology annotation, molecular function: mRNA binding; rRNA binding; structural constituent of ribosome. Gene Ontology annotation, cellular component: ribosome; cytosolic small ribosomal subunit. Lineage: Eukaryota; Fungi; Ascomycota; Sordariomycetes; Hypocreales; Nectriaceae. The coding region runs from base 1 to 642 and encodes 213 amino acids.
AUGUCUGACGCCGGCGAGAUCGAGGUCGAGAACUCCGCCCUCUACGAGGUGCUCCCUAAGGAUGUUGUCAAGGAGGUUGGCAAUGUCAAGCUCUUCAACAAGUGGGACUACGAUGUCGAGGUCCGCGAUAUCUCCCUGACUGACUACAUUUCCCUGCGAAACCCCGUCUACGUCACCCACACUGCUGGCCGUUAUGCCACAAAGCGAUUCCGCAAGGCCAACUGCCCCAUCAUUGAGCGAUUGACCAACUCUCUGAUGCACCACGGCCGCAACAACGGAAAGAAGCUCAUGGCUGUCCGAAUUGUCGCCCACGCCUUCGAGAUCAUCCACCUCAUGACCGAUCAGAACCCCAUCCAGGUCGCUGUCGACGCCAUUGUCAACUGCGGUCCUCGCGAAGACUCUACCCGAAUUGGUUCCGCCGGUACCGUCCGACGACAAGCCGUUGAUGUCUCUCCCCUCCGCCGAGUUAACCAGGCUAUCUCUCUCCUUACCACUGGUGCUCGCGAGGCCUCUUUCCGCAACGUCAAGUCCAUUGCCGAGUGCCUUGCUGAGGAGCUGAUCAACGCUGCCAAGGGUUCCAGCAACUCUUACGCUAUCAAGAAGAAGGACGAGUUGGAGCGUGUGGCCAAGAGCAACCGAUAA